Coccidioides posadasii C735 delta SOWgp is the source of this 1775-nucleotide messenger RNA. It is a transcript of the gene MEP3, whose product is annotated as ammonium permease mep3. NCBI's taxonomy places the organism in Eukaryota, Fungi, Ascomycota, Eurotiomycetes, Onygenales, Onygenaceae. Gene Ontology annotation, molecular function: metalloendopeptidase activity. The record is from RefSeq and is a predicted model, not a curated record. Gene Ontology annotation, biological process: proteolysis.
CUCAUCCUCAGGCAAUUCACAAUCAAAAAACCGCGGAUCAAAAUAUACCAGCUCCCCUCAGGAGGUUUCGCGUUUCAUCGGCACCCUUUCAGCGCCAGAUGAAUUCCAUGCAAAAUCUCGAAGCUCAAUACCAGCCGCAUUUAGCCUCACACAAAGGGCGUGCUGCAAAAUCAUUCGAUCCUUUCUUUAUCGCAUUACUUUAUGGACUCUCACCAUCCCCGUACGUUUUGCUAACACACUUCCAAGGUGCAUGGCUCGUGAAUGGCAAAAGGAUCUCCAUUUACCGCUGUGGUUCUUGAUGAUCGAAGGCGCGAUACCUCCUCCCUUUAACAAAUAGGAGCUCUCCAUGAGCGGGUGGCUUACAGGGAACAUGUCGGAUGUCAGCGAUGGAAGGAUGCACAGUUUUUCUCAAGAGACACGGAUAUUACCGGAUUCACCCUUGUUAGCAAAUCCGGCUACAUACCCCAGGAUACACCGUGCUUCCAUGCAGAAGAAGUGCACACGCAAGCUUUGAUUCCCCGAUAGGUACACCACCAUGUGUUGAAGCGUUUCAUCCUCAAAGUUCGAGGCACGGCGGAUCUCAACCCGAAGACAGUUUCAGAAGGGGAUGCGAAAUAUAUAAAUACCUCUAAUGGCUACCCUAUACGCCUUCCAUUGGCAAUAUCAUCCCACAACUUAUCCUCAGGUUUCGGUCACAUAUCCAUUGCAGGAUGCAUUUCACUUCUAGUUUGCUCGCCCUGGUGGCGCUAACCACUCAAGCUCUGGCCUUCCCUCUCAACGAUUUGCCUAAAAGAGACUCGGGUCUUGCUGUCAAGCUUUCUUCCAUUGGUAAUACCCGAGUGAAAGCAGUUAUCACCAACACUGCGGAUCAUGAGAUCUCGUUUCUAAAAUUUAAUACCUUUUUCGACUCCUCCGCAACUCGGAAGGUUAGCAUAGCUAAGGAUGGGUCGGUGGUCCCUUUUAACGGACUCUAUCGCUACUACAAUGCUGCAAAACUUCCUAAGGAAGCUUUCAAGACAUUGGCCCCAGGUGCCAGUGCUGAAGCCACAUUCGACAUUGCGGAGACAUCUGAUCUCUCCGCCGGAGGUUCUUUCAGCGUAUUCUCUGACGGCAUGAUCCCCGUUGCGGACGGCAGCGGAACCACUCUUACGGGGGCUAUCAAGUACUCCACCAACGAACUGAAAAUGAAUGUGGAUGGUGCGCUAGCAGCUAAAGUACAAAGUGCCAUCCCAAAACUUGAAAAGCGCACCAGAAUCGACCCCGACUGCCCUGGAGAAUAUCGCAAUGUCUUAACACAGGGCCUCCAGACUGCUGCUGGAUAUGCCAGUCGGGCAGCUGAGGCCGCGACAAAUGGUGACCAGCUUGAAGAGUUCUUCAAGACAACUGACCAGCAGACCGCCCAAAACAUUGCGCAGCGCUUCCAGGCUAUUGCCCAGGAGUGUGGCUCCGACUCGCAAGGAAGCACCACUUAUUUCUGCGACGAUCGCUUCAACGGUUGUGAACAGGGUGUCAUCGCCUACACAAUUCCCGCUCAGAGUGUCGUUGUCAACUGUCCAGCUUACUGGGAGCUUCCACCCGUCGUAAACCAAGGCCUCGACCCCGAUCAUGGAUAUGUUGUUGUUCACGAAUUUACCCAUGCUACUAGCAUCUUCAGCCCUGGUACUCAGGAUCACGCGUACGGCUAUGAGAACUGCAUCCGUCUCAGCCCCGAGCAAUGCAUUAGCAAUGCUGAUAACUACUCGCUCUACGCGGCCUCUGUCUCCCGUGGCGGAUAA